AUGGCAAAUGGAAGCAUUGGAAGGCCUCAAUUGCUGCCUGACCUUGUUGAUCAAGCAUCUUUCUGGAAACUUUCUACAACUGUUCCGAUACUUGUCACUGCCUAUAUUUGUCACCAUAACAUUCACCCGAUAGAGAAUGAGCUUGACGACCCCUCGCAAAUGAAAUCCAUUGUCCGUACAUCAAUCACUUUAUGCACGAGUGUUUACGUAGCAACUAGCUUCUUUGGGUUUCUCUUGUUUGGUAACCAGACAAUGGAUGAUGUACUUGCUAAUUUUGAUGGAGAUCUUGGCAUCCAGUUCAGCUCGCUGCUGAACGACAUUGUGCGUGUGAGCUACGCCAUCCAUUUGAUGCUUGUAUUCCCGAUCGUCUUCUACUCCCUUCGCCUCAAUGUUGAUGGCAUCUUUUUCCCAUUUUCCAUCCCUAUUAUCUAUGAUGGUCGGAGGUUUUAUUCAGUAACAGCAGCCCUAAUGGGUUUGAUUUUCUUUGGAGCAAAUUUUGUGCCAAGUAUAUGGGAUGCUUUCCAAUUUACUGGUGCCACUGCUACUGUUGCUGUUGGUUUCAUUUUCCCUGCUGCAAUUGCUCUCAGGGAUACUCGUGGAAUUGCAACUAGAAACGAUAGAAUAAUCUCCUGGAUUAUGAUACUUUUGGCUGUAUCUUCAAGCACUGUAGCUAUUUGCAGUGACGUUUACAGCAUCGCUUAUGGCAGAGAAGAGGCUGAAGCUUAG
Messenger RNA from Striga hermonthica, 726 nucleotides. Lineage: Eukaryota; Viridiplantae; Streptophyta; Magnoliopsida; Lamiales; Orobanchaceae. The record is from the annotation of a GenBank genome assembly.